Erinaceus europaeus (western European hedgehog) is the source of this 8299-nucleotide messenger RNA. It is a transcript of the gene TRIP11, whose product is annotated as thyroid hormone receptor interactor 11. Lineage: Eukaryota; Metazoa; Chordata; Mammalia; Eulipotyphla; Erinaceidae. The record is from RefSeq and is a predicted model, not a curated record. Gene Ontology annotation, cellular component: Golgi apparatus. Gene Ontology annotation, molecular function: small GTPase binding. The coding region runs from base 549 to 6374 and encodes 1941 amino acids. The transcript is spliced from 23 exons. Gene Ontology annotation, biological process: endoplasmic reticulum to Golgi vesicle-mediated transport; Golgi organization.
GCCGGCCACCGGAAGCCGAGCGCCGGGUCCUCCGCGAUCCCAGGCGCCCCCGCGCCACGCCCACAUCCGGCCGCUCUAGCCGCCGCCCUCCUCGCUGGUGCGCCGCGUCCGGUGUCAUGGCGGCCGUCGAGCUGGCAGCCGCUGCCCCCGGGCCGGGAGGGAGUCGCUGAGGCGGGGCGUCCGCCGGCGGUCGGCAGUCGCGGGGAUGCGCAGCGGGGCCGCGGGGGCGCCGGGGUCACUGCGGGCGGAGCGCGGGGCCAGGCCUCUGUGUCCCUAAAGCGCCGCGGGCGGGGUCCGCGCCGGGCACCCCGGUGCCCCUUCCUGUCCGGGGGUCUGUCCGGGGUCCUGUCCGGGGGUCUGUCCGGGGGUCUGUCCGGGGGUCUGUCCGGGGUCUGUCCAGGGGUCUGUCUCAGGAGUCUGUCCUGGGUCCUGUCCGGGGGUCUGUGUCAGGGUCUCUCCGGGGUCCCGUCCGGGCGUCUGUCCGGGCGGCUGUGGGCGGCCGGCGUUCCGAUCCUGUCGCCUGUCGCCUGUCGCCACCGGCCGCCGCGAUGUCGUGGCUGGAGAACCUGGGCUCGGGCCUCGGCCACUCUCUGGGGCAGGUGGGCGGCAGCCUGGCCUCCCUCACCGGCCAGCUCUCCACCUUCACCAAGGACAUGCUGCUGGAGGACGCGGCCGGCGCGGGCGCGGGGCUGCCGUAUGCUGCGGGAACAGACGUGGAAGCAGCUCACACAGUCUUGAGAUCAGAGAAUGAGAGACUGAAACGACUGUGUGCUGAUCUGGAGGAGAAGCUUGAAGCCGCAGAGCUGCAGAUGAAGCAGCAGUCCACAAGCUACCGCAGCCAGCUACAGCAGAAAGAGGUGGAGAUCAGCCACCUCAGAGCAAGACAGACAGCACUGCAGGAGGAGUUGCAGAAGCUGCGGGCGGCGGCUCGGCCUGUCACCGUGGGCGCUGGCGUGCCGGCGAGCGCUGCUUCCUCCUCACUCACCUACGGGGCCGGUCCCCACGCCUCAGUGUUCCACGACAGCGACAUGGACUUCAGCGACAUCAUUUCAUCCCAACAAGAAAUAAACAGACUGUCAAGUGAAGUUUCCAGACUCGAGUCUGAAGUUGGUCACUGGAGGCACAUUGCUCAGACUUCUAAAGCACAAGGAUCAAACAACUCUGACCAAAGUGAAAUUUGUAAACUUCAAAAUGUCAUUAAGGAACUUAAGCAGAAGCGGAGUCAGGACCUCGACGACCAUCAGCACGAGAUGUCUGCCCUGCAGAAUGCGCACCAGCAGAAGCUGACAGAGAUCAGCCGCCGGCAUCAGGAGGAGCUGACAGACUAUGAGGGGCGGAUUGAAGAGCUGGAAAGCCUGUUACAGCAAGGUGAAACAGGGGACCAUGAAAUGGGAAAGACGAUUCAGUUUCUACAAAAUGAAAAAGUUGAAUCUACAAGAAAAAUUGAAGAGCUGGAAGAUAAAAUUAAGAAUAUAAGUGAAAAAUUAUCUUCUUCAGAAAAUGACAGAGCUGUGUUGAGGAGAGAACAAGAACCACUAGUUGUGGAAAGCAGGCAGAUAAUAGAAGAAUGUGAAGCCGUGAAGUUGGAAUAUAGGAAGCUAGAACCCUGUGCUGUGGAAGAGUCUACAUCUGUGGCAGUACAGGGAGUCGAGGUUGCUCCUGAUGCUGAAGACGAAGUAAGGACAUUGAAUAACUUACACCAGGAGAAGCUUGUUGAAGAUAAUCUAAAAUUUAAAACACGUGUCCAGCUUUUAGAAAAAGAACACAUGUUAUUGAGUCAAGAGAAGGAAGAACUUCAGAAGUCACUUGUAAAAGUGAGCAGUGAAUGUGAACUGCUGAGAAGUAUAACCGCAGAAGGCCUAGAUUCAGAAUUACAUGAUUUAAGACUUAAUUUGAAGGCAAAGGAAGAAGAGCUCAACGAGAGUCUUAAUGAAAAGGAGAUACUGAGAUCUGAGUUAGAGGAACUAGACAAACAAAACCAGGAAGCGACCCAGCACAUGAUUUUGAUAAAAGACCAACUGGCAAAACAGCAAAAUGAAGGUGAUAUCAUCAUCAGUAAACUAAAAAAAGAUCUAAUUGAUGAAAAAAAGAGAGUUGAAGAACUAGAAGAAGAGAAAAUGAACAUUACUAAAGAGUUAGAGAUACAGAAAGAAAAAUUUGUUCACAGUGAACAGACCCUGAAUGAUUUGCAGGUAGCUAAACAGAAAAUUGAGAAUCAAAUAGAAAAUUUAGUAGAUCAGCUAAACAAGUCACAGGAGAACAACAUAAACAUCCAGAAAGAGAACCUCAAACUUAGGCAGCACGUGCAGGGGCGCGCGCAGGAACUCGAGCAGGAACUCAGCUGUGUCCAGAGCGAACAGGCUCAUUCUCCUGGAAGCCCUGGUAGGAGCGCUGAGAGUGACACGGUUACACAGCAGGCCACCGAAAUCAAGGCCUUAAGACAAAGUCUUUCAGAAGUAGAACAGAUGAAUGAAAAGUUAAAUAAGAUUUCUUUUGAUCUCAAGUUGGAAAAUGAAAAGUUGGUUUUAGCAUGUGACGAUACGAGGCGUCAGCUGGAAGAAGCUAUUUCUGGCCGCAAUCAGAUUUCUAUAGAAAAAGACACUAUAGUGGAGGCGCUGAGAGUGGAGAAAGAACAGGUAGAGGCAGAGUUAUAUCGCACCCAAAGGAGUCUGUCGGAGGAGGCAGACAAGCACGGGCAGACCGUGGAAGACCUGUCGGCAGCCCGCAGUUGCAGUGCCUCUGCUUUAGAGCAGGAACGCGAGCAUUCAGUUAGGCUCAGUCGAGAGAAAGACUUUGAAAUAGCGGAACUCAGAAAGACUAUUGAGCAGAUGCUCAGUGACCACAGUGAAACGAAAAAAACUUUGUCUUCUAGUUUAGAAAAGCAGAAGCAGUUGACACAACUUAUAAACGAGAAAGAAAUUUUUAUUGAAAGGCUAAAAGGAAAAAGCUCAGAGUUGCAAGAGGAAUUAAGAAAAAGUGAAAGUUUGAAGCAAGCGGUAGAGGAGAAGGAAAGGAGCCUCGGGUCUAUGAAAGAAGAAAACAGCCACCUGAAGGAAGAGCUCGCGCGCCUGCGGGAACAGCCGGGCCGGGUCGUGCCUGGGCCCGGGCCCGGGGCUCUCGAUGGGCCUCCGGAGCUAGAGCCUGAGCUGCCGCACCCGCACGCGAUCAACAACGACCUGGAGGAGGAGCUAAACGAAGACCAAAGCCAAAGUCAAAUGCGGCUGCUCCAGGCUUUGCAGGAGCAGAAAAAGGAGAUGGAUGAGAUCACAUACCAGCACGAGCAGAUGAGGACCACACACACACGGCUCUUUCUAGACAAGGAUGAGGAAAUCAUGCACCUGCAGAAAACAGUCGAUAGAAUCAAGGGCCAGUUGCGUGAAGGGAGACAGGAUAUCCCCACAGAGAAUUCGGAUAUUUUCCAAGAAACGAAAGUGCAGAGCCUCAGCAUAGAGAGUGGAAGUGAAAAGCAUGAUCUAUCCAAAGCUGAGACAGAGAGACUAGUCAAGGGAAUAAAAGAACGAGAGCUAGAGAUCCAACUUCUAAACGAAAAGAACAUGUCUCUGACUCGGCAGAUCGAUGAGCUGUCCAGAGACGAGGUCGGCAGACUGGCACAGAUCAUCCGGCAAAAAGACGUGGAGAUAGAAACUCUUCACGCAAGGAUCUCGUCCGCUUGUUACCCCCAGGAAGUAGUUUACCUUCAGCAGCAGUUGCAGGCCUACGCUAUGGAGAGAGAGCAGGUCCUGGCUGUCCUGAGUGAGAAGACGCGGGAGAACAGCCACUUAAAAACGGAAUACCACAGAAUGAUAGAUACAAUUGCUGCCAAAGAAGCAGCCCUCAUCAAGUUGCAAGAUGAGAACAGGAGACUGUCUGCCGAAUCUGAAAGCAGCAGCCAGGACAUGUUUAAGGAAACGGUGCAGAAUUUGUCUCGGAUCAUUCGAGAAAAAGACAUUGAGAUCGAUGCCCUGAACCAGAGGAGCCAGACGCUGCUCGAGGUGCUGCAGACGGCCGGCGCCGGCGCCGAGGCUGCGGAUGUCAGCAGCAACCAGUUUGUGGAGCUUCUUCAGGAACGCGAUAAACUGAGACAGCAGGUCAAGAAGAUGGAGGAGUGGAAGCAGCAGGUGAUGACCACGGUUCAGAACAUGCAGCACGAGUCGGCUCAGCUUCAGGAAGAGCUGCACCAGCUUCAAGCACAAGUGUCGGUCGACAGUGAUCACAGUUCCAAGUUGCAGGUGGACUACACUGGCCUGAUCCAGAGUUAUGAGCAGAAUGAAACCAAACUCAAAACUUUUGGCCGGGAGUUAGCACAGGUUCAGCAGAGCAUAGGGCAGCUCUGCAACACCAAAGACAUUCUCUUAGGGAAACUCGAUAGCAUUUCCCCCCAGCUCUCUGGAGCACCUGGCGCUUCACCGUCUGUGGACUCUGAUGGGACAGUGAAGUCAGAGCGACCGAGCGACUCCUCUCGGUCGCGUGAGCUAGAGAUAGAGGAGCUCAGAAAGUCACUGCAGGAGAAAGACGCAGCCAUCAGAACUCUCCAGGAAAAUAACCACCGGCUGUCCGACUCCAUUGCUGCCACCGCAGAGCUAGGGAGGAGAGAACACAGACAGACAGACUCACAGAGGCAGCAGCUGACGGAGAGGCUAGAUGUCUUACAGAAGUCGCUGACUGAGAAAGACCUCUUAAUCAAAGCGAAAAGUGACCAGCUGCUUUCUUUAAAUGAAAGUCUCGCUAACAAAGUGAGCGAAAAUGAACUCCUGAGACAAGCGGUAACAAACCUGAAGGAGAGGACACUGGGUUUAGAACUGGAUAUCUGUAAGCUCAAAGGGGAGAACGAAAAGCUCGUGGAGACGUCCAGGGGGAAGGAAGAAGGGUUUCAGGCCUUGCAGGAGACCAACAUGAAGUUCUCCAUGAUGCUGCGAGAAAGAGAGUUUGAGUGCCACUCUCUGCAGGAGAAGUCUCUCACUUUGGAGCAGCUACUGAAAGACAGAGAGCAGGGCAAGACCGGGGAGCUAAACCAGCUUUUAAACGCAGUUCAGAAAAUGCAGAAGGAGACGGCUGUGUUUCAGCAAGAGAGAGACCAGGUCACGCUGGCACUGAAGCAGAAGCAGAUGGAGAACAGUGCCCUGCAGACCGAGGUUCAGCUUUUACGUGACAAGGAAUCACGCUUAAACCAAGAACUAGAGAGAUUGCGGAACCACCUUUUAGAAUCAGAAGAUUCCUACACCCGGGAAGUGUUGGCUGCUGAGGACAGAGAGGCUAAACUCAAAAAGAAGGUCUCGGUGUUGGAGGAGAAGCUGGCUUCGUCCUGCAGCGCAAUGGAAAACGCAAGCCACCAGGCCUGUGUGCAGGUAGAGUCGUUGCAGGAACAGCUGCACCUGGUCUCCGCGCAGCGGGAUGAGGCCGCGCUGCAGCUGUCUGUGGCCCAGGAGCAGGUGAAGCAGUACUCGCUGUCACUCUCCAACCUGCAGAUGGUGCUGGAGCAUUUCCAGCAAGAGGAGAAGGCCAUGUACUCUGCUGAACUUGACAAGCACAGACGGCGUGCGGCCGAGUGCCAGAGGAGGGCGGACAGUCUGCAGGAGAGGCUGGUGUCCGUGCAGGAGCGUUUGGAUGAAGCAAAUGCUGCUUUGGAGUCAGCAUCAAGACUUACAGAGCAGUUAGAUCUGAAGGAAGAGCAAAUCGAAGCGCUCAGAAAGCAAGAUGAGCUCCGAAAAGAAAUGCUGGAUGAUGUGCAGAGGAAAUUGAUGGACUUGGUCAGCAGCACGGAAGGAAAAGUGGACAAAAUCCUAAUGAGAAACCUUUUCAUCGGACAUUUCCACACACCAAAAAAUAAGCGUCACGAGGUGUUAAGAUUAAUGGGGAGCAUCUUGGGUAUCAAGAGGGAGGAGAUGGAGCAGCUGCUUAAUGAUGAUCAGGGCGGUGUUACCAGGUGGAUGACUGGCUGGCUUGGAGGAGGGUCAAAGAGUGUCCCCAACACACCCCUAAGGCCAAAUCAGCAACCUUUGCUCAACAGUUCUUUUUCAGAACUUUUUGUUAAGUUUCUAGAGACAGAAUCUCACCCAUCUGUCCCACCACCAAGGCUUUCUGUUCGUGACUUGAAACCUUUGGAUUCACCAGGAAGGAGAAAACAAGAUGUAAACCUACCAGAAAGUUGUAAAGACACGACAGAGUCCAGGUCCGGCAGGAAGUCAGACGUGAGUCCGUUCCUGGCCCCUCGCUCUGCGGCUGUGCCCCUCAUCAACCCCACUGGCCAGGGCCCCGGUGGGCUUGAUCACCUGCUCCUGAAGCCCAUCUCCGACGUGCUGCCCACAUUCACGCCGCUGCCCGUGUCACCUGACAACAGUGCUGGUGCCGUGUUGAAAGACCUCUUAAAGCAGUGAGGCUCCUCAGUGGAGGAGACGUCCUAGCACUUUACAGACAACAGGACACGCCGUGCGUACUUUCUCACAAAGUGGCCUUCGGGGAAGAGUUCUGUACUGUGGUGACUCCUCUAAUAAAAACAUCUUAAUGUAUUUAGGAAUUUCAGGUGUCAUGACAAGAAGUGUUUGCUGUAUUUCCUGCUUUUUUUUUUUUUUUUUUUUUAACCUUCUCUGAUUUGGCUUAAUUUAAGCUAGAAACCUGCCUUUUAAUUUGCACAAAUCAGCAAAAUUAAAACAGAAAUAAACAGUAGCAGUAGUAGUUAUUUGCUUCCUCUUCUGAUUGCAGACUCACACCAGCUAGAGACGUGCUGUAUCUUUUAAAGAGUCGCAGGAAUCUGCCAGAGGAGUAGCAGCACGGCUUCUCUGUCAUGUGGGAAGUCGAGCUAAAGCCUUUCCUAGUCUCUGCAGAGAGCGCCGUGCAGGUGCCAGGGCCGGCGCUGUCCCGGGAGGCCCUGAGGGUCCUGAAGGGGAAGGUGAGCCUUCGGGUCUGUGUAAAGUGACCACAGCCUCAGUCCAGAUACGGCACAGUCUCAUCUGCUUCCCGCUCCCACCUGUAGCACCCUCCUGCUCCCACCUUGGCAGCUGCGGUCGAUAAAAUAGACUUUUUCUUCUCCUUUCCUUCUUUCUCUGUCUCUUUCUCUCUCUCUGUCUCUUUUCCUUCCUUCCUUCCUGCCUUUCUCUCUCCUAGGGCUCCAUUAGGCCCUCAAGCCUACAGAAUUCCACCAUUGCCAGCAGGCUAUCUUUGUCUUUCCUCCAGAUACAGGCCUAGAGAUAGGCAGAUUCCACAGCUCCACUCUGCUGCUUGGGACACUUCCCCUGUGUGUGGUGCUCCCACACAGACUCAAAGCCAGAUUCUGGCCUGUGUGACGUGUACCCUCUGCUGAGCUCACUCUCUCCCGGCCCCCAGACUGACCUCUGAGAGUGACUUUCUCACAGGGCACUAUGCGUCAUGCCCUGAGCACUCCUGCUGCGGCAGGUACAUCUGGGAAUCUGUUCCUUUCAAGUGUGGAGUCUGUCCUGUCAGCAGAGAGCUUGAUUUUCAGGGUGAUUGUGUCUGGGUGAAGGCAACUGUUAGUGAGCUGUUCCCUCACCCCCGCGCACACCACUCUCAGCACAAGAGUGUGAGACCUGUAGCCUCCUGCCUCUCUCUGAGCUGUGAGGUGAGAGACAGUGAUCCAGAAAGCAUCUGUGCCGUCAUCCUGGCCACAGAGGCAGUGAAGUCACUUCAAAAGCUCCAACAUUAGGGCCUUGGAACUGAAAUCUAAGAGAGCAUUUCUGUAAUUUCUUUAAAGUGUCUCAUAAAAUUGUAACUUGGAACUUAAUUAUACCAGGAUGUUCACGUGUAUUAGUUGAUGAAACUGUACAUUUAAAGAAUUGCGAACUUUGUGAAUUUCAAUAUGCCUUUAAAAUAGAAAUAUCUGUAUAAUAGUAGAAAGGGGAAAUGCUACUGAUCUGCAUCUGUAUAUAGGCCUGACCUGGCUGCUUGUGGUGGUUUGUAAGUUUCUCUGUGAUUAACUGUAAUGUCGCCUGAUUUUAGAAGACCGGAGGUCUUUAUGUGCUGGUAAGAGGCAAACUUGUGUUUCUGGAGAACUCAGUAGUGGGGACACUGCUGCUUCGGAACCUCACCUGUCUCCACACUCAGACACGUGCCUGUCCGUGACUUGUUCACUUGAGAGGAAGCUGCUCUCCGAGUUCUAUAUUAGAACUGACAGACAGACUCUCCUGUCCCUGCCGCCUCUUAUAUUUCUCUGUGAAACUAUGGCUCUUGGGCUUUCAUCUGAACCCUUCAAAGAUCCUUCAGUAGCCAUCCUCAAGGACUCACUGCUUGCCAUUGAAGUCUCAUUUCAGUGUGAAGCAUCUAAAAUAAAAGUUUCUGAGUUAAAACA